Messenger RNA from Ectocarpus sp. CCAP 1310/34, 5853 nucleotides. Lineage: Eukaryota; Phaeophyceae; Ectocarpales; Ectocarpaceae. The record is from the annotation of a GenBank genome assembly.
GAGAAGACGGCCGAGGGAGCGGGGAUCAAGGCCACACCGGGAAACCAGGAGCUGAGAAGGGCGACCUUGUUUGCACGAGCACUCAAGGGACCCGCCGGGGGGGCUGUGGAUUGGAUUGGUGCUUUGGGGCCUGUGUGCGUGCGCGUUCGUGGGGUGCUGUCCCAGGGGAAGCCCAAGGUCUUGAGAGCAGGCAGUCGGCGGCGGCGUCGACCUUGGGAGGAACAAGAAGAACAAGGCUGUUGGAAGGGGCGACGGGGGUUCCAGCGCUUUGGUUUGAUUUGAUUGGUUGGUUGGGGACACGGAAGGAUGUCGCUCGAGUCGGGACAGCUGGUGUUCGUCAAGGACGAGGUGGAGGGAUGGCUCCCCGCGACGGUGGGGGCCACCAACGGCCAGGGGGAGGACAUGUCGCUCGAGCUCGUGCACGAGGACGGACGCACUGAGACGGUAUCCAAGGUGUCGGAGGAGUGGCUGCAGCGGGGGGACCCGAGCUGCCUGAAGGGCGUGGAGGACAUGGUGAAGAUGGACGUUCUCACCGUGGGUUCGGUACUACACAACUUAAGAACUCGGUACGCCAACCAAGACAUCUACACCUCCGUGGGGUCUAUCCUGGCCGCGAUCAACCCGUACGUGCUCAUCCCGUCGCUGUACGACGAGAACUGCAUGAACCUCUACGCCAACAUGGCGACGGACGCGGGCGCGCCGCCUCACCCGUACGAGCUCAUGGAGCUUGCUUACAGGGGGCUCAUCACCGACCAUCGCAGCCAGUCCGUGCUCAUCAGCGGAGAGUCCGGGGCAGGAAAAACAGAAACCACCAAGUACCUCCUAUCGUACCUGUCGCACCGCAGCAGCACCAUGGAGAAGGAGCGGAGGGAGGCGGUACCCAGUGUUGAGCAGGCAAUCCGUGGGGGCGGGGGGGGGACGGGGGAUGGGAGAAAGGGGGCGGGGGGGGGGGUCCCAUCAGGGAUCGCCAGAGGGGCAUCGGGGAGAUCGGGAUUGGCCCUGAUUAUUACCAUCGCCGUUUGUUUUUUCCAGCGGCGCAAUAGCAUCGGGGGACGUUUCAGCGUUGAGGACAGCGUGGUGAUGUCGAACCCCGUUAUGGAGGCGUUCGCCAACGCCAAGACUACCCGCAACCACAACUCGAGUCGCUUCGGAAAGUACAUCCAGGUGACCCUUCACUCUAGCGGCGUGGUCACCGGAGGCCGGGUGACGACCUACCUACUCGAGAAGACCCGCGUGGCCAGACAGCUCGCAGGCGAGCGUAGCUACCACGUCUUCUACCAGCUGUGCCAGGGGGCAAACGACGACAUGCGGGCGCGCCUGGGACUUCAGGAAGCGGCGGAGUACCGAUCCCUGGUGGCGGCGUCUGCGCGGGAUGCUGUGGCCAAGGCUCUGUACUCGUCGCUCUUCGACUGGCUGGUGGAGAAGAUCAACCUCACGCUGACUGCCGCCAUGAACUCCAAGACUGCCGCGAACACGAGCAACAAGUUCAUCGGACUGCUGGACAUCUUCGGGUUCGAAGCGUUCGGAACCAACUCCCUGGAGCAGCUUCUGAUCAACUACGCCAACGAGAGGCUACAGCAGCAGUUCAACGCCUUCGUCUUCAAGCUUGAGGAGGAGGAGUUUGCCAAGCAGGGCCUUAGCAAGGUGUACGUUGAGCACUGCCGGGUGGAGUUCGCCGACAACGACGACGUUCUCCGGCUGCUGGAGGGCAAGCCCCAGGGCAUCCUCUCCCUCCUGAAAGAGGAGUCGACUCUCAAGACGGGAACGGGGCUCAAGCUGGGCAAGCGAUACCGCCAGGCCUUCAAGGGAAACGACCGAUUUGCUCUCCCAAGAGCGAGAGGGGGAAACCGGGCGGGCACGGAGGCGACGUUCGGGAUUGUCCACUUCGCCGGGGAGGUGAUCUACGACGCCACGGAGUUCGUGGAGAAGAACAAGGACGAGGUGCCCACGGCCCUCCAUGACCUGGUGCUCAGCAGCAACGACAGGUUUGUUGCUAACCUGCUGGAGGAGUACGCGGGGGACGCCACGGGCGGCGGCGGCGCACGGGGGAAGCGGCGCGGAGUUCCAUCAGGAUCUUCUCACAGACGAGGUGGGGGGCAGCCUGCGAAGGGGCGCGCCCAGAAGGGUUCGGUGCUAGUCACAGGAAAGUUCGUGGGCAGCCUGGGAUCUCUCAUGGCUGCUAUCUCGGAGACCGAGCCGCACUACAUCCGCUGCGUCAAGCCCAACGAGGAGCAGCUGCCCAUGUCUUUCCAGGCCAGUGGGGGGGGAGGAUACAUCCUGGAGCAGCUGAACUGGAUGGGCAUGGUGCAGAUCGUCGAGAUCCGGCAGCGAGGGUUCAGCGUCCGCUACCCGCAUAACGAGUUCGUGUGCAAGUACGGCCGCAUCGUGGGCAGGGGGCCCGGCGAACCGGACUUCCAGGGUCCCGUGGAGGGGGAGAACCAGGCGCCCGCCGCGUGGCGCGACGAGGCUGAAAGGAUAUCGGCGGAGCUGGUGCACCAGGGUCACAUGGAGGCUGGCAAGUUCCACCUCGGCACGACGAAGAUCUUCCUCAGGACGGCCACACAGAGGACCCUCGACGCCGCGCGAGAAGAGCAUGUGCGUAAGGAGGCCCAGCAGAUGCUGACGACCGCCAUCGAGAGCAGGUCGAGGGAAGACCUUACAGCCGCCGUGGCCCUGGCGACGCAGCUUCGCCUCAGAUCGCCGCAGGUGGAAGAAGCGAAGCUCCUCAUCCGGGAGUUGCUCCGAGAGGAGGCCUUGGAGAGGGUGCAGGUGGCCAUGGAGGAGGAGGACUUCGACGUCCUCAUCAAGUCCAUUCAGGCAGCAUCAGCUACCGGAGUCAGAGACCUGGAGCUGGAGAGCGCUCGCAGCCUGUGCCGAGACAUACAGCACCGGAAAGACCUGGUCAACAAGCUGCGGAAGGCGACCGUGGGGGCCGGCACGUGCCUCGAGGAAGGUGGGGACCCGGUGCCCCACCUCCAAGCGUUGGACCCCAUACUGGCCGAGCUUCGAGAGCUGGAGACUACUGUCAAGAAGGCUCCCACGGAAGAGGUUGAUGACGCCAGGGCUAUCCGGCAGGAGCUUAAGCACCUACAGGAGGCGCCGGUGCUGCAGGCGAUGGAGAAGGAAAUGGCCAGGGACAGGCCGGACAUGGGUACCCUCAGGUCGUUGAUCGCCAUGGCUUCGGACGAAGUCGGGGUUGAGCUUGGCACCGAGACUGUAGACAAGUGCAAGGCGGCCCUUGAACGAGCGGAGGAGCUUCAGGCCGAGGAAGAGGCCGCUGCGGAUGCGGAACAGGCGAGCGUGAUCGAGGAGCGCAGCCUGGAGGAGCAGGAGGAGGCGGCCAGGGCGGCGGCGGCGGCGGCGGUGGAAGCCGAGAAGGCGGCGGCGGCGGCGGCAAGGGCGGCGGUGGAGGCUGAGGAAGCUGUAAACCUUGCCGCCGUGCAAGAGGGCUCCUUCCGACAAGCUCCGGCUACGGUGCAAGCCCUGGCUCGCGUCAGGCCGGAACCGAAGGCGGACCCGGUGGACGUAGCACGGGAGAUGGACAUUCUCGUGCCCGGGGCCGUCGCGAACGCCAUCCGCAUGGACGACCACAAGGGCCGCGGCGGAUCCGCGGUGCUCCAGGAAUCACUGGAGCGGUUGAUGAGGGACGCGCAGAUGAACGGGAUCAGGCAGAUCCCCCGCGAGCCCGCGCCAAAGCCCCAGGCCCCGCCGUCGCCCCCGAAAGAGGAAGGGAAGGAGGACUACCCCUACAGGCACAUCCCGCUGUACACGGCGAACGUUCGGAUUGGGCAUCGUACGGGCCUGCACAUGACCAACUUCGAGCUGCUCGAGGCUCUCAAGAGGGGCACGAAGCUGCUGAAGGUGACGAAGAGCCAUUUCAGCAAGAGGAGGACCGUGGUGAAGUGGGUCAGCGUGAGCGACGACCUGACCAAGCUGAGUUGGUCAAACGACCUCAAGAACUCGUCGGGCGCGAAGUCGAUGGACCUGAGGGCCACGGGCAGUAGCGCCAUCACGGGCCUAACGGUCGGACUGGAAACCCCGACUCUCAUCAAGGAGUGGGAGAGCUCCCCAGUGAAAAGCCGGCUUCCGUCGGAGUGGUGCUACUUCUCGCUUCACACGCCUUCGAGGACCUACGACUUCGGGAGCGAGGAUGCGAGUGUGGUUCUUCUUUGGUGCAUAGGCCUCUCGGCGAUCAUCCCCGAGGCGGGAAGAAAGCCUCCGCUUUGUCAGGCGCAGAAAACGUUCGCGAGGAAGGUCGACCACCGGGCUACGGACGAGGAACCCAUCCCUCUGUGCCCCCUGCUGUGGCCGGUUGCAAGACAGGUCGCUUCCGCGGCGAACGACCUGGGCAUCAACGACCCGUGCUACCGCCAUCAGUGGUGGUCCGCCGUGGAGCUUGUCGAGUCCCCCCUCCCGGACGGGUUCGGCAGGGUCGUACGCGAAGACGGAACGCUGGCCUACCGCUACCCCAAGUCUUCGGAAACCCCGGGGAAGAUCGGGACUCAUCCCCUGCUCCAAGACUACAUGGACAAAAUCGACUACGAUAGCAAGCUGUCGACCUCGCAUCUCCGGAGAUCUUCGAGGGACAGCAGGCGUACCUCGGGGGGGCAGGCCUUGGCCGCGUCUCACCCCAUCAGGUGCUUCGUGUCGUGCUUCAGGGGGGACUUGACGGCCAUUAGAAGGUUUGCGAUUGAGGGGGGCGACGUGGAUUGCCGUUACGAGGACGCAUACGAGAGGCCCUGGACAGUCGCCAUGGGAGGGCCGGACUUCUCAUGGGCGGAACCGGGCCUGGGAACCAACCCGCUCAACUACACCCUUGCCUUCUGCGACAUCAUUGGCGUGGAGACGGCGGCCGGCGUAGUGGCGACGCUGCUCGAGCUGGGCGCCGACGUGAACAGGGACGACGGGGACCCCGAGGUCCGGUACACUCCUCUACACAGUGCCGUGGCCAACGAGGCCCCCGGCCUUGUGCGGACCGUUCUCCAGCACGGCGCUCGUGUCAACACGCCACGGGGAGACCGGCGGAUCCCCCUGCACACGGCCAUGCGCCUGCCCCCCGGGCAAAAGAAGCUGUCCAUCAUAGCCACGCUCCUGGUGGUUGGCGCAGACAUUGACCGCCCAGAGCCGUUCCAGGGCAACACCCCCCUGCACAUGACGUGCAAGAUGGGCGACCUCCGCACUGUCGAGCUGCUCCUCGAGGCGGGUGCGGACAUUUCGAUAACGAACGGCGGGCAGCGAACAGCGAGCGAGCUGGUCCAGGUGGAGCUCUCGGAGCUUAAGGCCUACACGGAUGAGCUGAUGGCGGACAUGGCUCAAGAGGAGGGAGAUGGCGGGGGAACCUACAAGGGUUCCGUUGACAUGAAGGCGGAGCUGGGCCGAACGCAGUCCAAGAAGAUCCGCGAGAUCGCGGUGGUCUUGGAGGAGUGGGUCCCCGCGGACAACGACGAGGGCGUUCUCGACGACCUCCACCCCACCACGGCCAUGAUGCCCGCCGACAGCUCCCAUCUCACCCCCCCCCUCGAAGAAGCAGUAGAACCAGACCAAGAGGUGGAGGACGGGGUAGCCGGGGAGGAGAUGGACUCCCUUACGAACGGCGUCGCGGCGGUGGCGUUUGAGGGGGACGGGGCUUGCGGGGGUGAGAAGCCGCCGCCGCCGCCGCCGCCGCCUCCCGACUACGAGGAGCUUCUGCCGCCAGCGCCGGUGGACGGCGAGGGUAGUGCUGCUGCUGUUGAGGGCGACGGGGGCGACGCAGUCGAAAAGGUUGCAGAGGGGGGAGUGGCGACCCCGGACGGGAGCGAUGCGCACUUGGAGGAGAAGGCCGCCGCCGCUAGUGCCGCACCCGUAUCGGCCUGA